ACUUCCGGUAUUGCUUCUUCUCCUACAGGAAGCACGUGUAUCAGAGGACAGCUAUGACGUCUCUUUCGUGCGCCAGGAACAUGCUGGGCUACUGAAGCGCUUACGGUUCUAGAAGAGUUCGGAUUACCGGCGGGUAAUAUGAAUCAUCAUGGCCACAAACAGCCCCCGGCUAAAAAGUUUAAGCCGGGCUCCCCUCCGGUCAAACCCAAAAUGCAGGCGGCGAUUCAUUGUGGCCCUAAGAAAAUGACGGUGGAGGAACAGCGCCGGAGUCUCCCUAUCUACCUGGCCCGGUCUCAGAUCAUUGCGCAGCUUCGGAAGCUGGACAGUGUAGUGAUCAUAGGAGAGACAGGGUCAGGAAAGACAACUCAGAUUCCACAGUACCUCUAUGAAGCCAGCAUAGGACGUCAGAGUAUAAUCGCUGUGACUCAACCCCGCAGGGUGGCUGCCAUAUCGCUUGCAACUAGAGUAUCAGAGGAAAGGAGAACAGAACUAAGUAAACUGGUAGGCUAUACUGUACGUUUUGAGGAUGUCACAUCAGAAGAGACAAAGAUUAAAUUCUUAACUGAUGGAAUGUUGCUUCGUGAGGCAAUUGGAGACCCACUUCUUCGCAAAUACAGUGUAGUUAUCCUGGAUGAAGCUCAUGAAAGGACCAUUCACACUGAUGUCUUGUUUGGGGUAGUUAAAUCUGCACAGAAGAAGCGGAAGGAGCAAGAAAAGCAGCCUCUGAAGAUUAUUAUAAUGUCUGCCACAAUGGAUGUUGAUCUGUUCUCAGAGUACUUCAAUGGGGCCCCAGUUUUAUACUUGGAGGGAAGACAGCAUCCUAUUCAGAUCUUCUACACAAAAGAGUCUCAAAGCGAUUACCUCCAAGCAGCCCUGGUCACAGUUUUCCAGGUCCACCAGGAAGUUCCGGCCUCUCAUGACAUCUUAGUUUUCCUCACUGGUCAGGAAGAAAUUGAAGCAAUGACCAAAACAUGUCGUGAUAUAUCCAAGCACCUACCAGAUGACUGCCCUAAGAUGGUAGUUAUGCCUCUUUACGCAUCUCUUCCUCACUCACAGCAGCUCCGAGUGUUCCAGAAUGCACCCAAGGGUCAACGCAAGGUUAUACUGUCCACCAACAUAGCGGAAACUUCCAUAACAAUACCAGGAAUCAAGUAUGUGGUAGACACGGGCAUGGUAAAAGCAAAGAAAUACAACCCAGAAAGUGGUCUUGAGGUUUUAGCAGUGCAGAAGGUGUCAAAAGCUCAGGCCUGGCAGCGCACUGGACGAGCAGGGAGAGAGGACAGUGGAAUAUGCUAUCGUCUCUACAAAGAGGAGGAGUUUGAGAAAUUUGAGGAAAUGACUGUGCCAGAGAUACAAAGGUGUAACUUAGCCAGUGUAAUGCUGCAGCUUCUUGUCCUUAGAGUUCCAAAUGUUCACACUUUUGACUUUAUGUCAAAGCCAUCUCCAGAUUCCAUACAAGCAGCAAUUGACCAGCUGCAUCUCUUGGGUGCUGUGGAGAGGAAGGGGGAUCAAAUCGUCCUUACACCUUUGGGAAAGAAGAUGGCAGCAUUUCCUUUGGAACCUAAGUUCUCAAAGACCAUCCUUCUUUCUCCAAAAUUUCACUGUACUGAAGAGAUCCUGACUAUAGUCUCUCUGCUGUCAGUGGACAGCGUACUCCAUAACCCCGCUUCCAAACGUGAUGAGGUACAAGCUGCCAGGAAGAAGUUUAUCUCUAGCGAGGGUGACCACAUCACUUUGCUUAAUAUCUACAGGGCAUUCAAAAACCUGGGAAAAAACAAGGAUUGGUGCAGAGAAAAUUUCAUCAACGGUAGAAACAUGACUAUGGUUUUAGAGGUGCGCUCCCAGCUAAGGGACAUCUGUAUAAAGCUGUCAAUGCCAAUGGAAUCCUCGAGAACAGACACACGAAACAUCCGCCAGUGCUUGGCUCACGGUUUGUUUAUGCAUGCCGCUGAGCUGCAGCCAGAUGGAACUUACACUACGGUGGACACUCACCAGCCCAUUGCCAUUCACCCUUCUUCCAUUCUCUUCCAUUGCAAGCCAGCCUGUGUUGUCUACAAUGAACUGCUUCAUACCUCCAAGUGUUACAUGAGAGACCUGUGUGUUGUGGACGCAGACUGGCUCUUUGAGGCUGCCCCAGAUUAUUUUAGACGGAAGUUAAGAACUACCAAAAAAUAAACCUUUGUAACUCUUUGAUGUGUUCUCUUCAGUGCUACAGGUGUUACUGUAGGAAUAGGUAAACCAUCGAAUAGCAAGCUCAUCAGUAGUAUACCUGUAAAUUCAAAGUUGCAUUGCAGUCGUAGUGAAGGUGGUUUUAUUUAAGAGAAUCCUUUUCUUAAAAUCUUCAAAAUUAUUACUGCAGGGUACAUUAUAUAUUAUGUACACAAUACAUUAAGAAUUGUUGGACAGAUGGCCAAUAUAUAAUAUAUAUUCACGCUAUAAUAUGAUCUUUACUACAUUCACUCACUUAUACCUCAAGCAUAUUUUAUUUUUGUUUGUGUACUUGCCUUAAUGUUUUUAUAUUCCAGAAAAGCUAAUAGUACAUUUCAACCAAUAAUUUUCAACCACUUUUAAUUUUUUUUUAUUGUGCCUAUUAUAUUUUUGUUUUAUUAUCUGACAUGUACAGAACCAUAUUUAUGUUACAUUUUAACAUUUUUAUUUGCUGAACAUUCACUUUCUAUUAAUUACAUUCUGCAAUCUAUUGGUAUCAUAUGAAGUCAGAUUUAUUUUCUGUUCAAGACAGCUAAAUUGUACACACAGUUAUCAAACCUUAUCUUAUGUACUUUUGCAAGGAAAUUCCAAUGGAGCCACCCAGCUUGUGUUUGGUAUUGUGUAUCUUUUUAUGCUACUAAUAUUCAUGCAUACAAAUUUAAGAAUGUUGUUGUUAUUAUUAGUAAGAACAUGGCUAUUGGUGUUCUAGUAAAAUUAGCUUGAUAUAUGUUACACAAUAUGCACAUAUAGCGUGUUUAGCAGUCUUAUUCUUAGGCUGUUGCCAUCAUGGCGUGGAUGCUCUUGUAGUUUCCAAUCACUUGCAGCUGUGUGUGACUCAAGUGGCGCAGUCACUGAUCUGUAUAAGAGACCCCAGAACAGUGCAAGUGUGGAAGGAUUUACAUCCUAGUAUGACCAAUUCGCAUGGAUAAUUUCUGGCAAAUAUGUAAAAUUUCUCUUUUAGAGCACGUAUGAUACGCUGUAACCCAGGUUCUGGUAUUUCAUAGUGGGGGGGCUUGCAUUGGGUGUAUUGUUAGACGACUAUAAAAUACAGUGCUGGCUAUGUAUUGCCAACAGUGUAAUGCAAUGGUUAUAGAUCAUAAAGAACAAUGGCAGAACAGGGUGAACGAGAAAACUGUGAUAGCAUUUUAAAGAUAUACUAAUCAUGUUCCUAAAUUUCAAUAGAUAGCAAAAAGUAUAGUGUAGUCUAACCAUACUGGCACUGACCUUUUCAGGCCUUUUCGUAUGUAAUGUAUACAGAAGGGAUUCUUGACCAAAGUUGGAUCUUCAUGUUCCUUUUAAAUGGCAUAUCUUCCUACGAUAGAAGAAGUAUUGGCUUAUACAGUUGUCUGCCAGAUAUAAUUCGGAGCCACCCUGGGAAAAGGUUUUCCUUCCAAAUGAUUUUUUCUUUAAAGCAACGCUAUUACACAGUUUGAGAAAUACUGAUGUAGUGUAUAUCUUCCAAGAAGGGGUCCUAAAAGUUUCAAAAUAGCUUUAGAGGCCAUUGUUUUAAAAACUUUUAAGACUUAUUAAGCCUAUUUUAUCAAAAUCAUAAUUAUAUAUUAUAACUGGCUGAAUGUCUGCCUAACACUGGGUGAUUGUUUUGGCUCAGAUAGCAAAUUGCAAUGCAUGUGCUCUAGAUACAACAUACAAUAAAAGCACGUCAUUUCUCAGGGCUGGAAGGGAAGUGUAAUAUAGUUCUACAAUAUUUAGAUUUUUAUAUAGCAAAGGAAUAAUUUUUCUGUAAAUUGCUCUAUUCUUGCACUCUUGUUGGUCAAAAUAUUUAUAAAAGGAAUGGUCAAAUUUCAUUUGUGAGAAUAAAUAUAAGAAAUCUCUGGAAAGUAAAUCUCUGGAGUAAAAUUGUCAACCUAAAA
Molecule: messenger RNA, 4079 nt
Organism: Xenopus tropicalis (tropical clawed frog)
Lineage: Eukaryota; Metazoa; Chordata; Amphibia; Anura; Pipidae
Gene: dhx33
Product: DEAH-box helicase 33
Exons: 12
Coding region: 139-2175 (678 amino acids)
Biological process (GO): positive regulation of transcription by RNA polymerase I
Cellular component (GO): nucleolus; canonical inflammasome complex
Molecular function (GO): rDNA binding; RNA helicase activity; ATP binding
Source: RefSeq, a predicted model, not a curated record